This is a messenger RNA of Chaetomium fimeti, 3537 nucleotides long. RefSeq lists its product as uncharacterized. The transcript is spliced from 2 exons. Gene Ontology annotation, cellular component: mitochondrion. Bases 456 to 3413 code for a protein of 985 amino acids. The record is from RefSeq and is a predicted model, not a curated record. Gene Ontology annotation, biological process: phosphatidic acid biosynthetic process; lipid homeostasis. Lineage: Eukaryota; Fungi; Ascomycota; Sordariomycetes; Sordariales; Chaetomiaceae. Gene Ontology annotation, molecular function: lysophosphatidic acid acyltransferase activity; carboxylic ester hydrolase activity.
UCCGGGAACCGAGCUGAUGGGAUUACCGCAUGAGACGAUCGGUAUCGUUUAAUGGUCGAAUUUGUUCCGACGCGUUGGGCGUUUCUUAGGCCUGUCAAACCACUGUUCCUCCCUUCUCCUUUAACAGAUUAGUUCGAUCUCAACUGGGAGAGCUAAACCCGCGAUCCUCGUUUUGGUCUCGGACGCCGCCGCUCUAUUGACGCCCGGCCCUCCUGCAUGCAGGUUUGCACCCACCUGCAGGAGUCAGUCUCAAGCAUUCCACCAACCUUACACCGUAUGCCUCCGAGACAACCCGGCGAUCUUGAGUCGCUCCCACUUGAGACUUGGGGCCACACAUGUGAGAACGACCCCUGAAAAGCCUUCAUCGCUUUCCGCUUUCCGGGCUCUGCCGACAAACCCGGUUAGCGACUGCACCAUAUUACCCGACCCGCGCCGCCGGCGCCGGCGCUACCGCCAUGAUGGACCAUUCCUCUCUCGCCGCCGCCCCGCCUCCUAUUCCUCGCAGGUCCCGAGAACGUGAACGUGGCCGGCACGGUGAUCCAUCUCCCGACCGCCGCCUCCGGGAUCCCUCCCACCCCGCGCCGCCCGCCAAGACGAGGCGCGACCGAGACCACAACGACGUCUUCGCCGACUGGUCCCCCCGAGAUCGAGAGCGGUACGCCGAGCGUUACCUCCGAGACCAAGAACCUGACCAGGUUGGCCCGCUUCCCUCUGCGUCACCAGAAGUCAUCUCGUCCCUCAUCACAUCUCUGUCGGCCAUAUCCAGGCCAGUGAGCAAUCACUUCGACGGCCCCUCUUACCUGAGCCCAAUCGGCCCAGCGAGCCCCAUUUCACUGUCGACCCCCGCUUCCCCCUCCCGCGGCGGAUCGUUCGGUGUCGACUACGGCGCGUACGCAAAACCGUCCCGGAACGAACUACGAGAAGAGGAUGCGCACCUAGAAGACGUCGCAGCCAGCGCUCCGGUUGUCCGAACGUCCAAGCCCCCCAGCGGCUUGUCGGUUCGGACACCCAAAUCCCCCAAGAGCCCUGGUGCUCGGGAUUCAUCCGGCCUGCGAGGUAUCCUUUCGCGACGAAGCAGCGGCGCGCUUUCUCGCCCAUCGAGUAGGGGCUCGGCAACAUCUGGCGCUGAGAGCAUCGGCAAGCUCAGCAUAGAGCGCAGCCAAGAGCCGCUGUCCCCCGGAGGCGAAGGUCACGCCCUGAAAAAGCAACAGUCAUACGACAGCUGGGGCAAGAAGGUCCCGCGGAAUCAACGCGGCCUGAUGUACAUGAGCAGCAAGGAGAGGUUGCGCGAAAAGGAGGCCGAGAAGAAACGGGCGAGCAUCGGCACGACCGGCGGAAACCAGAACAGGCACAGCUCGGCGAGCAAUCCGACGACUCCCCGCCUCGAUCCGCUGUCCGCCGAGUCAAUCAUAGACGAGGAGUCAAACGGGGACUUCGCUGUCGGAGAAUACAGCGCGCUGGAAGGACCUAUUGACACCCUCGCCAACCCUCGGCUGAUACCUACCAGAGAUUCGUCGCUGCGGAAGAGCAAGAGGUCAUCCGCGAGGGCAUCUCGGACCUCGAAACGGGAUAGCGAGACGGGCGCGUACGGCACGAUCUUGGAGCUAGAAGAACAGCCCGGCGGUGCUCGAAGCUCACGUACCGACGCGACGCAACGGUACCAAGCCAAAGGUCAAGGAAUUGACCAGUCAAGUCUCUCCGCAGGCUUCCCGCAGGAGAAAUCCGCCUCAUUGGGCAAACAGCGCUCCGACGCGCCUGCCAUGAGCCCCUCCACACCGGUGCUUGCCAUGUUUCCCGAUACUAAUGUUACCGAGGACGGUGCCCCUUCUCCCGCCGUGGCACAAGGACGCCGGCGGGACCGGGAAGCCAGUGCCGAGUACCGUCGGCGUUCCGGCCGGCUCACACCGGAUCCGUUCGGAGGAUACGCCAGUGAGGGCGGUGGGACAACGGUCAAGAAGAAGCGCAGCAGCACAAAGCUCAAGCGACUCUCAGGAGCGCCGAGUCUCACGCCCGAGAGCGCCGAGGCGGGGGCGACCGUGAAUAAAAGGCACAGUGAUCAGCCGACUGUCGCCUACGAGCGGCCACAGAGCGCCGACAGUGUAGAUGAUUCGGUGGAGAGCUAUUUAUGCAGCCCCCGGCUCAGCCAGAAGAUCAAGCACCCUCAGACAGGCCGGGUUGUCAGCUUUAGCGAGGUUGGGGACCCGAAUGGGAGCGCCGUCUUUUGCUGUGUGGGCAUGGGUUUAACGAGGUACAUUACGGCAUUUUACGACGAAUUGGCUCUGACCCUGAAACUACGCCUGAUAACGCCGGAUCGUCCGGGCGUUGGUGACAGCGAGCCGUAUGCUGACGGCACGGCAACGCCUUUGGGCUGGCCUGAUGACGUCUAUGCCAUCUGUCAGUCUCUCAAGAUCACCAAGUUCUCGAUCCUGGCGCAUUCCGCCGGCGCUAUCUAUGCUCUUGCCACCGCGCUCCGAAUGCCCCAGCACAUCCGCGGCAGGAUACACCUGCUCGCGCCCUGGAUACCGCCAUCGCAGAUGAGCGUGUUUGGAGCCAGCGAGAAGACUCCAUUACCCCCAACCAACGCCAUCCCCACCAGCCAAAGGAUAUUAAGAGCGCUUCCGACGCCGAUUCUAAAGGCCGCGAACAGCAGCUUCAUGACCGCGACAAGCUCGAGCAUAACUAGCUCAUUACCGAAACAGAAGCGCGCCAAGCGCGACAAGAAGAAUAAUAAGGAAAACAAAGAUCAACCGAAGGGCAUGUUCCACACAGCGCUGGAAAACAAGGAGAAUAUCGGCCCAGAGAAUUCGAAGAACUAUGCAACCAUACCGGCGGCCGACGAGGAUAUGGACCGCGUCCGGCCCGAAAACAGAAACGCCAAUGGCAGUACCCAGAACCACGGUAUCGGCGGCCAUCGACACCGCCGCUCCAAUUCUUCCUAUCAGGGUAGUAUGCGGCGCGAGUCCGAGGACCCGAUCCUCCUCUCGGCCGCGGCCCUAGCCACUUCGCAGGCCGCCGACCGCGAGCGACAGGAGCUGUACGACAGCCGGCUUACGCACGCGAUCUGGCAACUCGCGACAACAGGCGCCAACCCCGCGGUCGAUCUGCUCGUGUGCCUCGAACGCCGGCACACCAUCGGGUUCCGCUACGUCGACAUCACUCGACCCGUGGUGAUUCACCAUGGAAGCCGGGACACGCGCGUGCCGGUGGACAAUGUCAAGUGGCUGGGCAAAACGAUGCGGCGGUGCGAGGUACGCGUGCUCGAGGGCGAAGGCCACGGUUUGAUGGCGAGCGCGCAAGUGAUGGGUGGCGUGCUCAUGGAGAUCAGUACGGAAUGGGACGAGUGGUCCAGGGUGACGGGAGCCCACAAGAGAGAAAAUGAGAGGACGAGGAGGAACACGAUCGGGCAGCGGUGAGCUGCCAGGGAUAGAUUUACGGUUCUUUUGUGAUGGAGCGGUGUUCUUGAUUUGGCCAUGGUGUUCUUAUACCCCCAACCUUGGAUGAAUGUUUGGAAAGCCCAACUUGUCAGAUAUCAUGGGC